Cotesia congregata is the source of this 486-nucleotide messenger RNA. The record is from the annotation of a GenBank genome assembly. Lineage: Eukaryota; Metazoa; Arthropoda; Insecta; Hymenoptera; Braconidae.
AUGUAUGUUCGACAGAUAAAAGGUAUCGACAGGAUUCCUCACUUGUUCUCUUCUCAGUAUAUGUAUCUAAUAAAACAGAGUAAGAGAGAAGUAGAAAGAGAAAGAAAUAACCGGCCCCCACGCAGGCUUCUUUACAUUCACAGACCAAGACUUGAUAUAGAGACCAAGACCUACAACGACGACCUCAACGUCUUUUACUCGUCGCCUCCGGUGACUGGGAUAUUAUCAGAGGAUAUAAAAGAUUUUGUUGGCGCCACUCUGGUAUUUUCAGUGAAUGACUGGACCAGGGGCAAUUGGAUUGAGAAAGCAGAUAGCAUAGGCUCGAGGGGAACCGCGUCAAGGAUCAAGCGCCUCAGGAGCAUCUUCUUCUUCUCCUUCUUUUCUUCUUAUUUUUACUCUUAUUAUUCUUUUCUCGUUCGUGCUUGGCCUAAUUGGCCCAGGAAUUUCGAGAGUUCUCAGUCAAUCUCUUUGCUUUUUCUCGCCUAG